AUGCAAAGCAAACUCGCAGACAGAACGACGAAGGCCGAGUUGAUGAUGUAUCGGACGCACAAGGACAACUUGAGAAACAUUCAACCAAAAGUGGACAGCAAAGCGCCUCCGUUGAACCCGUUAUUGAUGUACAAUACCGGCGUCAUGAAAAUCAACGCGGCCAGACAGUCGGAAAUAGACGAUCAGAAUUUGAAACUGAUACAAAACAUAAACGUUAUCUAUCGCACACAGGGGAAAACCGAUUGUUAUAAACCGAAAGCAAUAGACCUUUGGAAGUCGACGGGUGUGGAAGAAUCCAUUGCGAUAAAGAACAAGAAAAUUUUCAAGGAGAACAAUUUAUUAUUAUCUAAAAUCCGUCACGCGAAGCCCAAGCUCGAAUCGCGCGCAGCGAUAAGGAAACAUCAAAAGAAUCACUACAAAAAUUUAAUAUUCAGUAGUGUACAUGAGGAAUAUUUAAAAGAGAGAAUCAAAUCGCGUAACAAUUACGAUCCGUUAAUCGUCAACGCAAGAUUACCGAAAAACGUGAGGAUAAAAAAAUCCAAUUGUUUUCUAGACGUCGUGGACUCGACGGCCGACCGCCGGCUGGGACGUCUGACGAUCGAGUUGUACGACGGCGUGGUGCCCGUUACCGCCGAUAACUUCUCGGCCCUGUGCCGGCUUCGCGGCCCCGGCGGUUACGGCGGCACGCGGUUCUUCCACAUCGUGCCCGGCGUGUUUUGCCUGGGCGGCGACGUGCAGUACUCCGUCGGGAUCGGCGGCCAGUCCGCGGCCGUCCACGACGGGCGACGUUGUUUCGCCGACGAGAACCACCUGCUCAGCCACAAUGCGCCCGGUGUACUGUCCAUGUACAAUUUCGAUAGGAACGAAAACACUUCACAGUUCCUAAUUACGUUCAGACCGUUGACGACGAUGGACGGGAGAUACGUCGUUUUCGGCAGAGUUGUUUGCGGGUUUGACACUUUGGAACUGAUCGAGAACUUGGGAUUGCCUUCCGGUAAACCAAAACACAAGAUAAUUAUUGGCGACUGCGGAAAAAUUGAAGCGCAUGAAUGA
Molecule: messenger RNA, 1053 nt
Organism: Sipha flava (yellow sugarcane aphid)
Lineage: Eukaryota; Metazoa; Arthropoda; Insecta; Hemiptera; Aphididae
Product: peptidyl-prolyl cis-trans isomerase C, mitochondrial-like
Exons: 7
Coding region: 1-1053 (350 amino acids)
Biological process (GO): protein peptidyl-prolyl isomerization
Molecular function (GO): peptidyl-prolyl cis-trans isomerase activity
Source: RefSeq, a predicted model, not a curated record